AUGAGAGUGGCCAAAAGACGACUGGCAGAAAUGAGAGCGGUACUGGUGUGUGCCCUCCUCUCCCUCUUGCCUUCAUUACAUGCCUGUCCAAAGGAGUGUAGCUGUAACAGCAACACUAAAGUAGUGGACUGCCGGGGUCGAGGCCUAUAUGACAUCCCUCGACGACUGCAUCCAGACACCCAAGAACUGCAUCUUCAAGAUAACCGCAUCAGGGGUCUGGGAUCCAUGGCUUUCCGAGAAAUACCGCUAGUUCGUGUUCUUGAUCUGUCUAAUAACUCUAUAACAUCAGUUUCACCGACUGCUCUGUUGGGUCUUCGAAGUCUACAGCGCCUCAGCCUGGCCCACAACAGCCUUAGAGAGCUCGACAAGCGGUUGCUCGGACCUAUUCGCUCGCUUUCACACCUCGACCUCUCGCAUAACAGCCUGUGGGGUUUGUCUGCAUCCAUGGGGGACAGUUUAAGGAACCUUAGCCACCUAGGGCUGGCGCACAACAGGCUAACACGAAUAGACCGCUCCCUGUUGGAGGCCCUGACUCGCCUGGACAGCCUCACACUACGAGGCAACCCCUGGAGGUGUGACUGCCAGUUAAUAGGCCUCAAACUCUGGAUGGAGACAUACCUCUUUAAAGGAGGAGUGGUGGAUGAGGUGCUCUGCUCGCAGCCUGAAGAUAUGAGAGACAGAGACCUGCAGAAAGUCCCCUAUCAGCUCUUCCAUGCCUGCAUGACCACAAGCUACCACUACCUGUUCGCUAACAUCCACCACCUGGAGUCUGAGAGGCUGCUGAGAGGCCACACCCAUGGCAACCAUGCUCACCCCUCCAGCCACGCUCUCCACGUCCCCAUAGCAAUGGGGGAGGGUUUCACCGGUGGAGUAGGAGGAGGAGGAGGAGGCGGAGGAGUAGGAAUAGGAGGUGGAGGGGGUUUGCCAGAGUGUGAACCUAAACAGAGGCCUCGGCCUGUCAACCUGCGCCACGCCAUCGCCACAGUGAUUAUCACGGGCGUGGUGUGUGGGAUUGUGUGUCUGAUGAUGCUGGCUGCAGCAGUGUACGGCUGUGCCUACGCAGCGAUCAUGGCCAAAUACCAGCGGGAGCUGAAGAAGAACGAGGAGUUGGCAGCAGCAGCACGGGGGGCGGGUCAUAACAAAGCUGAUGAGAAGGAACCACUGGAGAAUGCUAUCGCUUAGGAGACGAUAACAAGGACCCUUGACUUACAACCUGGGCCUCAACCCUUUAACCUUUUCCUCUGUGGAUGCCAUGUGUGUGUUUGUGAGUCAGAGAGAGUGAGAUUCUUUACAUGAGUGAGUGUGUGUGCGUGUUCACCUCCUGUCUGAGACUCUGGUAGCUAACUUCCACAGGUAUUUGACUAUGCAUUGAUAUGAAGAGUAUCCUCUGCUGUAUGCGGGUUCAAGGGACAGGCCAAAGAAUCCAAAAGGAAUCAAUUCCGUUUUGUCUGAGAAAUGCAUAUCACAGAUAUGAACAAAUUGCUAUAUAUUUAUAACUGUGUCUUUGUAGGUCUAAUAGUGAAGCUCUAUUUAGAAAAUUAUAUUUCCACGUUUGGUUGUCUUUUGAGGUCAUUUUGAAAACUCAUAGUUGGCAGCUGCUGUCAGUUAAGUUCUGUCUAACUUUCUGUAUCAUUGUUGGAGAGAAUGAGAGCAGUCUUGAGUGUUUGUGUCCGUGAUUCAUUUUGUGUGUUGGGAAAUGUUUACUGUAAGCACAUAUUUAUAGAGAUUUUAAGAGUUCGUGCCUAAUAAUGUGAUAUAGUUUUGAAGAGGAAAUAUGUUUUUCUUAAAGGAUAUUUUUGUGAUGGCUGAAGAGAAGACGGGAUAUUCGCUGAAGCAAUAAUGAAACAAACUAAAAAAGAAAACAACAGCAAAAGCCUGGACUCUGCCUUGUUGUUUUUUUCUAUGACUUUACAGGUAAGCAAGUCUGAAUUACCAUCCUGCUGCACACAACCACACAGUCACUUUUAGAUCUACAGUUUUUGAGAGUCUUGUUUGUGAUUUAAU
Messenger RNA from Notolabrus celidotus (New Zealand spotty), 2004 nucleotides. It is a transcript of the gene lrtm1, whose product is annotated as leucine-rich repeat and transmembrane domain-containing protein 1. Gene Ontology annotation, molecular function: protein binding. The coding region runs from base 1 to 1182 and encodes 393 amino acids. NCBI's taxonomy places the organism in Eukaryota, Metazoa, Chordata, Actinopteri, Labriformes, Labridae. The transcript has 4 exons. The record is from RefSeq and is a predicted model, not a curated record.